This is a messenger RNA of Dendrobium catenatum, 1404 nucleotides long. RefSeq names its product serine/arginine-rich SC35-like splicing factor SCL30. Lineage: Eukaryota; Viridiplantae; Streptophyta; Magnoliopsida; Asparagales; Orchidaceae. The record is from RefSeq and is a predicted model, not a curated record. Gene Ontology annotation, molecular function: RNA binding. The coding region runs from base 173 to 1087 and encodes 304 amino acids. The transcript has 9 exons.
GGUUCAACGUUUCGAUCUGUCGCAUUUGGCCGGCGAAGCAGUUAGGGUUAUAGAGAAGUUUGCCGGUUUGCAAUUUCUUUGCUGGUCAUCGCCUGGUUUUUUGGGGUUUUUUUUUCUCUCUUUUCAGCAGGGCGCUUGAUUUCCUUGAAGUGUAUUGUUGUGCAGAUCUAUUAUGAGGAGGUACAGUCCUGGUUACCAUAGCCCGCCAAGAAGGGGAUAUGGUGGCAGAGGAAGAAGUCCACCUAGGAGAGGAUAUGGUGGUCGAAGAGAUCAAAAUCAAGGGAGCCUUUUAGUUCGAAAUAUACCCCUGAAUUGCAGAGCUGAAGAACUUCGUGUUCCAUUUGAAAGAUUUGGCCCAGUUAGGGAUGUUUACAUACCAAAGGAUUACUAUUCUGGGGAGCCACGGGGAUUUGCUUUUGUGCAGUUUGUUGACCCAUAUGAUGCUUCUGAGGCCCAAUAUCACAUGAAUCGACAAAUCUUUCAUGGUAGGGAAAUCACUGUUGUUGUUGCUUCAGAAACCAGGAAAAGGCCUGAAGAUAUGCGCAGAAGAACCAGAUUUAGGGCAAUUAGCGGUUAUGAUGGUGGCCGCUCUUCAUAUUAUGGGCGCUCAAGAUCUCGGUCAGUUUCAAGAUCACAAUCUCCACACCAACCAUCCGACGCAAGGAUGCGUCAUCGUUCGAGAUCAUACUCUCCUGCACCAAAACACCGGGAUGACUAUUCUGCUUCCCCAAGAAGGCAACCGGCUCAUUCAAGAUCCCCACGAGGAUACCCACAAGGACGCGGUGAGAAGCAAAGCCGUAGAUCAUAUUCUCCAAAACAUAGUGAUGGCAAUAGAAAGCAGGUUGAUCGUGAGGAAUUCUCUGCUUCUCCAAGAGGAAAGUUGCCACAACAGUCAAGAUCAUCCCCCAUAGGCUAUCGAGAUGGACAUGGGGAGGAUCGGAGACGCAGAUCAAACUCACCGGAGAGUGAUGUUGCUGGGAGAAAUGGGGCUACUUAUGAUUAUAAGAAGGAACAAAGGCACCCCUCAUAUUCACCAUCUGGAUCAAGAUCCAGAUCGAUUGACUCUUCUUCUGGGCGCAAACGCUAAACAGGUGUAUUAUAACACUCUUGAACUAACAUUGUCUUAGGUUGCCUGGAGCUCUCAAGUUUGCUGAUUAAAAACAGUUAUCCUUUUUUAUCAUUGAAGAACACUUGUCUGGCUGCUCUUUUGUAAACUGUAAUCCUGAGAUCGCAAUUAAUGUAUUGACUUUUGAAAUUGUUUUGUAAUGCCUGUCUUUAUGCAUCUAUAAGAAUCUCCAGAAAAGAAGCGAUUAUGAUCACUGUUCUGAGUAGUCUCAGCUUUGUUUUUUAAGAUAUUUUAUUUUUUGAUUUAUGUGAAAAAUAUGGACAGGGUUUAUUAUUUCA